Molecule: messenger RNA, 1425 nt
Organism: Chaetomium globosum CBS 148.51
Lineage: Eukaryota; Fungi; Ascomycota; Sordariomycetes; Sordariales; Chaetomiaceae
Exons: 2
Coding region: 1-1425 (474 amino acids)
Biological process (GO): regulation of mitotic cell cycle; protein phosphorylation
Cellular component (GO): nucleus
Molecular function (GO): cyclin-dependent protein serine/threonine kinase activity; ATP binding
Source: RefSeq, a predicted model, not a curated record
AUGUCGAGCAAGACAAAAUCACGAUGGGCAGAUGAUGAGGCGGAUGCAGCACUCGAAGCACAGCUGAAGAAGGAGAAGGAGGAAAAGAAACGAUUGAAGGCGGCGAAGGCACGCAAGCUCGAGGCUGAGAAGCAAGCGAGGGAAGCUGCCGCGGCCGCGGCACAACAAGAAGGCGACAGCACCAACGGGCCUCCGGCGAAACGGCGAAGGAUAUCACCAGAGCGCGAAGCAGCGCAAGCCACCGGGCAAUCUAACGAGAGCAACGACGCGCCGAAACUGUUGCGCUUCUAUGGCGGCGCGUUCGGCAGGUCCCGCAGCGUCGAGAACUACAACAAACUUAACGACAUCGAGGAGGGCGCCUACGGCUGGGUGUCGCGGGCUAAGGAGGUCGCGACGGGCAAAGUGGUGGCACUCAAGAGGCUGAAGAUAGACCCCAGAGACCGUGGGGGGCUACCCAUCACGGGGCUGCGCGAGAUCCAGAUUUUAAAAGACUGCGACCACCGGAAUGUGGUCAAGCUGCAGGAGGUGGUCGUAGGGGAUGACACGAGCAAAAUCGAAAACAUCUUCCUCGUCCUCGAAUUCCUCGAACACGAUCUAAAAUCCAUCCUCGAAGACAUGCCCGAGCCGUUCCUCGCAUCCGAAGUCAAAACCCUCCUCCAACAACUCGCCUCGGGCGUAGCCUACCUCCACGACAACUGGAUCCUGCACCGCGACCUCAAAACCUCCAACCUCCUCCUCAACAACCGCGGGCAGCUCAAGAUCGCCGACUUCGGCAUGGCGCGAUACGUGGGCGACCCGGCGCCCAAACUGACCCAGCUCGUCGUCACGCUGUGGUACCGGGCGCCCGAGCUCCUCCUCGGCGCGGCGCGGUACGGCGGCGCCGUGGACAUGUGGAGCGUGGGGUGCAUCUUCGGGGAGCUGCUGACGCGCGAGCCGCUGCUGCAGGGGCGCAACGAGGUGGACGAGCUGGCCAAGAUCUUCGAGCUGUGCGGGACGCCGACCGACGACACCUGGCCGGGCUUCCGGCGGCUGCCCAACGCGCGCGCGCUGCGGCUGCCGUCGGCGACGACGAUGACGAACGGGAGGGCGGUUGGGUCGGCCAUACGCGCCAAGUUCCCGCUGCUUACGGCCGCGGGCGUGGGGUUGUUGAAUGGCCUGUUGGCGCUGGACCCGGACAGGCGGCCGACGGCGAAGGAGAUGUUGGCGCAUGAGUACUUUGGGCAGGACCCGAAGCCGAAGCAGGAGGCCAUGUUUCCGACUUUUCCGAGCAAGGCUGGACAGGAGAGGAGGCGGAGGCGAGAGACGCCGAAUGCGCCCAUACGGGGCCAGCAGGCGGCGGAUUUUGGGGCGGUGGAUUUCAGUGGGAUUUUCUCGGGGAGGGAGAGGGAGGAGAGGGGAGGGGGGUUCUCACUGCGGAUGGUGUAG